Messenger RNA from Zingiber officinale, 3046 nucleotides. RefSeq names its product G-type lectin S-receptor-like serine/threonine-protein kinase B120. The transcript is spliced from 7 exons. The record is from RefSeq and is a predicted model, not a curated record. Bases 306 to 2786 code for a protein of 826 amino acids. NCBI's taxonomy places the organism in Eukaryota, Viridiplantae, Streptophyta, Magnoliopsida, Zingiberales, Zingiberaceae. Gene Ontology annotation, biological process: protein phosphorylation; recognition of pollen. Gene Ontology annotation, molecular function: protein serine/threonine kinase activity; ATP binding.
UCUGUCCCGGUAAACAUGAAUAAAUUAUCGAAAUUCUUCCUGUUCUUACCAAAUACUGUCUUUUUAGAUCGAGAUACCGAUAAAGGAAGCUUCUUUAUGCAAAAGAAUUGGUUUAAAAAAAGGUUCAUGGCCAUUAUUUGUGCCGCUUUUAGAUAGGAGAAGACUUCGUCCUCGCCCUGUUCAUACCUGCACAACCUCUUCCUUUAUGAUCAGAAAGAUUGCUAGAUUCCUCAUCGUAAAGGAGGAAGAAGAAGAAGAAGCUCGAUCAGUGCUUCAGUAGAAUUUAUUCGCUGUCGUGUUCCCCCAUGACUCCUGCUUGGCUGCUCUCGCUUGCGAUAAUAUUUUUGUCACCGCUGAUUUCGCAAGCAGCGGACACCAUCAAUCCCGGAGAGUUCCUUCGCGACGUGGAUAGGCUCAUCUCGCCGGGGAGCAUCUUCGAGCUGGGAUUCUUCAGUCCUGGGCAGUCGUCCCACCGCUACGUCGGAAUCUGGUACCACGACUUCUCCACCGACACCGUCCUCUGGGUCGCCAACCGCCGGGAGCCCGUCCUCGACCAUGGAGGCGCCUUCGGCAUCGCCGCCGACGGCAACCUCGUCGUCCUCGACGCCGCCAACCGCACCCUCUGGUCCUCCGGCGGCGCCACCCUGCCUUUCAACAACUCCAUGGUCCAGCUGACGGAUUCCGGCAACUUGGUCCUCAAUAACUCCGGCAGCGUCCGGUGGCAGAGCUUCGACCAUCCGAGCGACACGUACAUGCCGGGGAUGAAGGUGGGCCUCGAUCUCAUAACGAGGGAGAACCAAAACAUGACCUCUUGGAAGAGCGAGAACGACCCGGCGCCGGGGAACUUCUCGCUGAGCAUGGACCCGCGGGGGUCGACGCAGAUAUUCAUGUGGGACGGAGACCGGCCGCGGUGGCGCUCCGGGCUGUGGAACUCACAGAUCUUCAUCGGGAUAAAGAACAUGGUGCCGCAGUACAUCUACGGCUUCAAGCUCAACAACUUCGUCCAGGAGCACAGAAUGUACUUCUACUACGACCAGUUCAACAGCUCCCACCGCUACGUCCUCUCCUGGGACGGCCUCGUGAAGCACAUGAUCUGGAGGAAUGACACCAGCGAGUGGUUACUGUAUUGGUCGCAGCCGACGACGCCGUGCGACAUCUACAACAAGUGCGGCAAGAACGCGGGUUGCACCGACGAGGCCUCUCCCAUCUGCAGUUGCCUCGCAGGGUUCCAGCCGGCCUCCGGCGACGAGUGGGACGCCGGCAAUUGGUCGAGUGGCUGCGUGAGGAAGACGGCGCUAGGUUGCUCCGCCGCCGGAAGCGGCGGAGAUGGGUUUACCCGACUCAGGAGUAUAAAAUUGCCGGACACCUCGGACUGGUUCCCUGACCUUCUGGACACCUCUUCAUGCCCCGACAAGUGUUUGAGGAAUUGCUCCUGCACGGCCUAUGCCUACGUGACCGGCAUCGGGUGCUUGAUCUGGGGGGUGGACUUGUUGGACAUCCAAAUGUUUUCCGGCGACGGCGGAGAGGACUUGUUUCUCCGACUCGCCGGAUCGGAACUCACAACCAGCAAAACAAGAACUCAGACAAUAAUCAUAGCGGUGAUCGUCGUAUUAGUGGUUUCGAUUUUCUCGGGAUCCCUCUUCUUUCUAUGGAAGCGCAGGAGGAGAAUUCAAGAACAAGUAUCAACGUAUUCGAGCUUCGGCGGAGCUGCGAGUGUCUCAGACUCGAUCAGAAUCGACGAGGAGAGAAACGAGGAGGAGUUGUCUGAGUUACAAUUGUGGACUUUCGACUCUGUCCUGUUCGCCACCAAGGGAUUCUCAGACUCUGAACUGAUCGGUGAAGGAGGUUUCGGCCCUGUUUAUAAGGGAACAAGUUUCGAUGGCCAAGAACUAGCAGUAAAAAGGCUUUCUAGGAGCUCAGGACAGGGGAUCGAGGAAUUCAAGAACGAGGUGAAGCUGAUCUCCAAGCUUCAGCACAGGAACCUUGUUAGGCUCUUGGGUUGUUGCAUUCAUGAGCAGGAGAGGAUACUCAUCUAUGAAUACAUGCCCAACAAAAGCCUAGAUGCUUUCCUGUUUGACUCGACGAAGAGAACCCUUCUGGAUUGGAACACAAGGUACAACAUCGUCGAAGGGAUUGCCCGGGGGCUAGUGUACCUCCACAGGGACUCAAGGCUACGAAUCAUUCAUCGCGAUCUGAAAGCUAGUAAUAUCUUGCUUGACAAAGAGAUGAAUCCUAAGAUAUCAGAUUUUGGCAUGGCGAGGAUAUUCGGAAACGACGAUGAGACUAGCACAAAGCGAGUGGUCGGAACAUUUGGUUACAUGGCUCCUGAAUACGCGAUGCAAGGCUAUUUCUCGACGAAAUCUGAUGUCUAUAGUUUCGGAGUUUUAGUACUGGAGAUUCUCAGUGGAAAAAGAAACAACUCAUAUCGUCAUCCAGAAUGGGGCUUAAACCUCAUAACAUUAGCCUGGAAGCUUUGGAAUGAAGGAAGAGCGAUGGAAUUCAUCGACCCUGUCAUCAAGGAAUCAGCUAACUCGGCUUCUCUCAAAUCAUCGGUGACCAAAUGCUUGAACCUAGCACUUCUAUGCCUGCAAGAUCACCCGAAUGACCGACCGAGCAUGGCAGCAGUCGUGGUAAUGCUGGAGAGUGAGACUGUGGUUCCUACACCCCCGAGACCGCCAACGUUCGCCACGGAUAGAAGCUUCAGUGAGACUGAGGAGUCAUCGACCGUAGAGCUGAAGGCCAUAUCAUCAGCAAGCGUUUCAAUCACUAUGCUCACAGGAAGAUAGAAGUAUUCCGAUACAUGACAUGAAAGUCACUUAGCUAGUUUUUGAUUGAAUCGAACUGUUUCUGUGAUGAUGAUACUAGACUAGACACAAGGAAAUGCAAGCGGACCAUGGCCUUUUUUUGUAGAGAAUUGGUUUGCAGUAACAUCGAGCCAGGAAAAACAGCUUGCCUGCUGUCUUUGGUUUGCAGUGCUUUCUUCUCUUGUGUUCCAGGACCAGAAGUCUUCCGCCAUAGCCAAUAAUGCCAUAUAUUUCCAUCGCCA